AUGUAUUGGCAGGUUGGCAAUGGCUUUCAGCUGCUCAACUCCACCGACCACGCGCACAUCCUGAAAAAGCACGGCCGUGACUCGCUCAACAUCCGGCCUGACAUUACCCAUCAGUGCCUUUUGAUGCUGCUGGAUAGCCCCUUGAACAAGGCUGGACUGCUGCAAGUCUACAUCCAUACGGCCAAGAACGUGCUCAUUGAAGUUCACCCCCAGUGCCGUGUUCCCCGUAUCUACAGCCGCUUUAGCGGUCUCAUGGUACAACUGCUCCACGAUCUUAGCAUUGCCGCCAAGGGCUCAUCCCAAAAGCUCCUCAAGGUCAUCAAGAACCCCAUCACCGAUCACCUCCCCACCGGUUGUCUCAAGAUUGGCACCACGUACCAGGCCAAAAAGCUAGUGCGCGCGCGCGAUUUCGCCACCAAGAAUGCCAUGGAUAAGCCCGUCUGUGUGGUCAUUGGUGCUAUUGCCCACGGGCAGCUCGACGUGCCCUGGAUCACCGAAGAGAUUGCCGUGUCCGGCUAUGCCAUGUCCGCGGCUGGCGUUUGUGGCAAGCUCACAGAUGGCUUUGAGGAGGCAUGGGGAGUACACUAA
Molecule: messenger RNA, 588 nt
Organism: Monosiga brevicollis MX1
Lineage: Eukaryota; Choanoflagellata; Craspedida; Salpingoecidae
Exons: 4
Coding region: 1-588 (195 amino acids)
Biological process (GO): rRNA base methylation
Cellular component (GO): small-subunit processome; nucleolus
Molecular function (GO): rRNA (pseudouridine) methyltransferase activity; rRNA binding
Source: RefSeq, a predicted model, not a curated record